AGCUCCCUCCCUCCUUCCCUCCCUCCCCCCCAAAACCCCAGCGCGCCUCACGUUGCUUGGGUCCCCAGCACUUGAUAACACAAUUUACCCUCUGGCUUCCAUCCCAGUUACGUGAAACUCGUGGAUACAAGGCGCUGGAGAUGCGAGAGCCACCAAGCGAGGAGAAACAGCGACUGGCUCCUUGACACGGACAAAUACAAAGCCGAGCCCACCCCUUCACUUAACAACGCGACAUCAAGCAGGCAGAAAGGCUUUCUUCAAGCUCUUCAUCCUCCAUCCACCCUAACUUGAGGUGUUGGGGAACCCCCUGAUGAGUGGGACCUGUAUCCAUGAGCCCCGUGCCCCUUCCCCCUCCCUGUCAGGCUUCAGCACACCCAUCUCUGAACCCCCAUAUCGACGACUCGAUGGAGACACCCCUGCUUGCACCCCUGAAACGGACCUGACCCCCACACAGUGUGUUCUCCGUAACGUGCUGUCCAUUGACACCGGUGGACAAGGGGCACCCUGCGGCAGCAGCCCCACUCCCAGUGAUGGACCCUCAGCUCAGUUUGACAACAGCGUGCUAAAAUUACAUGAACAUGAGGCCUGCCACUGCGGCGGAGCCGAAGCAGACCACAGUCCGGAGGCUGGAGCCGUCCGGAGCCAGUCUGAGAGCAUUCGGCUACAGUCGGGAAGCGGAGGGUUUUUGGAGGGAUUGUUUGGCUGCCUAAAACCAGUCUGGACAAUGAUCGGAAAAGCCUACUCUACUGAACACAAACAUAACCAUGAAGAAUCAUGGGAAGUUCCUUUUGAAGAAAUCUCUGACCUGCAAUGGGUGGGCAGUGGCGCUCAGGGGGCUGUCUUCCUCGGGAAGUUUCACGGAGAGGAGGUGGCCGUGAAAAAAGUGCGGGACAUCAAAGAGACGGAGAUCAAACACCUGCGCAAACUCAAGCAUCCUAACAUCAUUACCUUCAAGGGUGUGUGCACCCAGGCUCCCUGCUACUGUAUCUUGAUGGAAUAUUGUGCUCAAGGCCAGCUGUAUGAGGUGCUCAGGGCAGGCCGUAAAAUCACUCCCUCCCUCCUGGUUGACUGGUCCAUGGGCAUUGCGGGUGGCAUGAACUACCUACACCUCCACAAAAUCAUCCACAGAGACCUCAAGUCCCCAAAUAUGCUAAUCACACACGAUGAUCUGGUGAAGAUCUCUGACUUUGGCACCUCAAAGGAGCUCAGUGACAAGAGCACUAAGAUGUCGUUCGCUGGCACUGUUGCCUGGAUGGCUCCUGAAGUCAUUCGGAAUGAGCCAGUGUCAGAAAAAGUGGAUAUCUGGUCUUUUGGAGUUGUGCUAUGGGAGAUGCUAACUGGAGAGAUCCCAUAUAAAGACGUGGACUCUUCUGCCAUUAUCUGGGGUGUGGGAAACAACAGCCUACAGCUACCAAUUCCAGAGAGCUGCCCAGAUGGCUUCAAGAUCCUCCUCAGACAGUGCUGGAACUGUAAGCCCCGAAAUAGACCUUCUUUUCGUCAGAUUCUUCUUCAUCUGGAUAUAGCCUCAGCUGAUGUACUAUCAACCCCACAGGAAACCUACUUUAAGUCUCAGGCUGAAUGGCGAGAGGAGGUGAAACAGCACUUUGAGAAGAUUAAAUCCGAGGGCACUUGUCUCCACCGACUCGAUGAGGAACUGAUCAACCGACGCAGAGAGGAGCUCAGGCAUGCUUUGGACAUUCGUGAACACUAUGAGAGGAAACUGGAGAGGGCUAACAACCUUUACAUGGAGCUAAGUGCCGUCAUGCUGCAGUUGGAGCUCAAAGAGAAGGAGUUGCAGAGGCGAGAACAGUCUUUGGAUAAAAAAUAUCCGGGAUUGUUUAAGCACCACAGCUCCAGACAGGGUAGCUCCUCUAACACCAUGGACAAAAUCAUCAAGAAGAGGAAUGUCCCACAGAAACUGCCCUCUGGAAAGAGGCCGGAUAUCCCUAAGUCUGAAUUAAUCAUUCCUAAAAUGGAUUCCUCCGUCAUGCAAGUCACUUUCCCAACCUGUCCCAACAGAGGCUCCACUUCUCCCAGCCGGUCUAGGAGAGUGAAGACUCGCCAUCGUAAGCCUGGCAAGGGCAGCAGUGGGGAUCUAGCUGGACUGAAAGCAAAUCAGCCUUCCCCUAACAGGGACACAACUGUCCAGACUAACAGUUCAACCAACAACACCUCGAAUCAGCUCCUGGAGCCCUCUGCAGCCCUGCGAGGCCUGGGGCAUGAGCAGCAGCAGAGGCAGCUGUCCUCCUCCAGCCCUGACCUCAUCUGCAACACGCUGGAGGCGGACGGCCAGGGGAAAAGGGAGCCCCCUGUGAGCGGGCGGGAGAGAGGGGGAAGCCUCGGCGCCUCUCCUGGUUUAGGGGUUUCAGAAGGAGGAGCAGCUGGUCUGGACGAUCUCACAGAAACCCCUCCAAGAAGUGACACCCCCAGUGAGGAUGCUGCGUCAUUUCCUUUCUCCAGCAGUCCAGACUCACCAUGCGGAAAGGGAGCAGCAGCAGGGAGAGGAUCCCUGGGAUCUCCUCGUCUGCCCCAUGAUGGGGAGGACAAGGAAGAUGGAGCCGGUGCUGUGAGGCUACCUCGGGGGGCAUCGGGGGGAAUUGGAAGCCAACACCUGACACCUUCAGCCAUCUUGUAUAGGGCAGCUAUCACACGCAAACAGAGGCGUGGAGUGUCAUCGGAAGAGGAGGAAGGUGAAGUUGACAGUGAGUUUGAGUUGCCACGGAGACGACGCCCGACCAGCAUUACCAAGUGCCAGUCGGUGUCCACGUUCAGCUCUGAGAACCUGUCAGUGUCAGACGGUGAGGAGGGUCACACCACAGACCAUUCUCACAGCGGCACCCCAGACGUGGUCAGCACUAACACUGACGACAAGCUGGACGACCGCAGUGACGACCUCCUCUCUCAGGGAUCCGAGAUCCCUGUGGACAACACUGAUCCUGCGCAGACCUCUGACGGCCUGUCCGAGAGAGACGGCGGUUUAGGGCAGGCCAAAGCCCAGCUCGAAGCCGGGCAGAAUUCUAAUGAAAGCCGGGCUCUGUGUGACGACUCUGACUGUGACAGUGCUGAGCUGGAUCAGUCCGGGAGCGGGGAGCCGAGCCGUCCUCCCAGCGCUGGAGCGUGGGUGUCCCCGUCUCAGCCCUACCAGGGUUCUCCACAGACGCCCAACACGGGACCUCCGUAGACCUGGGCACAAGCAAAGACCUGCAGCUACCACGUGACCACCAAGAAGGCAUCUGAAUCUGUCAGCGGAGAACAUUUCCUUUUGCUGCGAAGGAUCACUCCCACCACACCACUCAGACUAUGAUAGGAUGAUUUAUGAUGUCUGAAGACUGGCAGGUAAAUCUGCAUCAGAGGACAUUCAUCAUAACAUCAGAUAUUUUGGCAGCUUGCGGGAUUAGGUUAAUGUCAUACAGGUUAGGUAGGAUUUAGGAAGAUAAUAAAAAAACAAAACAACAUAGGUUACCACGGUUACCAUUUUUCCUGUUUUGCAUAAAAUCCUUCCUGGGAUGCACAAGUAAAUACCAGACACUAAGUCCUUAAAGUACUAACCCAUCACUCUGGGAGCAUCCUCCAUUUAUACUCAAGACACGAAUGCAUCAAGUACUAAUGAAAAAUAAUGUAAAUACUCAUGAAAAACCACAUGGAAAAUAUCUAACUUUAUUUUGUUUGUAAGAUAAAUUGUAUGACUUAAAAUGGUAUGCAGCCCUGUGAACAAAUGCAUGACGAUAUGUUUAUAAUUUAUGGUUUGAAAGUGUCCGUUUUAUAUUUUGUGAAAGUUUACACUUUUUUAAUCCUGAAAGUAUUAUGUCUGCAUUUUUUUGUAAAUGACUGCACUUAAAGCAAAAGGAAAAAAUAAUAAUAAAUGAAUGAAUAUGUUACCAAAACACUGAUCAUGAUGCAUAGCUAGGGAUCUCAGUUGAUUUUAUAUAUAUGUGUAUGUAUGUAUAUAUAUAUAUAUAUAUAUAUAUAUAUAUACUCCCUGCAACCAAGUCUUUGUUAAGUUUAACAAAUAUGGACACAGACUUUUAGGUUCACCGAUCAGGCAUUUCCGUCAUUCUCUUGGAGUGAAGCAAUUUUAUGGGAAAGUUCUAUAGAAAGCUAUUUUUUAUGUGCAUCAGAAUAUGUGGGAUGUUAAAGAUAAUACGAGCAUCUGCAAAAACUAAAAAUCUGCAUUAUGACCUCUUCUUCUAUGGUGGGACUGUUACAUAUAAGCAAUGUGCAAUUUCAUCGACUUAAUUGAGUUGUGAAUGUUGCAGGUCCUUCAAUCUGACCUCUAACACUAAGCACUAAGUGCUGGUUGACCAACGUCAGGCGCAGAAUAGAUUCAUAUAGAUUCAACUUAUGGUGAUAUUAGAAGAUUUACAUACUCCUUCAAACUGCCGCUUAACCCACAAUGCAUCACAUGUUGAGAUUAAGAUAAAAGGGGCACAGCGCUAAUUGCUGGUAUUCCCCCAUAUAGUUUCAAGUCUACAGAAUGGUAUCUUUUGUACCUCAAAAAUUUGAACAGUUUACAAAGUAAGGCUGUUUUUUUUAAGAAGAUUGUUAUUUGCAUUUUUAGAAAGCUUGGAAAAAUACUCAUUUAACAGUGUUUCUUUUAGUCUUCUUCCGCCAAGUUUGUUUACGCUGCAUUCAGGUCAUGUAGUUUUAAUGGUAAAUCACAUACAGCCAAGUGAGGAGAGCCUCCAACCUCUUCAGUUUGAGAGAGUAACACAGUAGAAGCACUUUAUUCAGGUUAUUUACAUUAGCAGGAGGCCCGCCACCUCAGAUAGUGUAUAAACACCCCUGACUCAGUCUCUGAACACCAUUUACGUCUCAUGAAUGCUGCACCAAGUAAUGAUUAAGAUCUAUGAAUUAAAUAAAAUGUAAAAAUAAAAAAGGAAGUUUCUAGUUACUGUUUUAUAACAAAGGCCUCUGUAGACCAUAAUGUUGAUGGGCUUAAAAAAGAAAAAUAUUGAUUUUACCCUUUAAGAUUACUGCAGGGAGUAGCCAGAUAAAGAAAACAGUACUUCUCUGUGUUGGUACUAGUAAACAGUAAGUUUCCUUUUAGGGUUCAAAUAUGCGUUUUGUUUUUAUACAGCAUUGCAUCUGUAACAUAGGAGUUCUAUUAAAGGCAGAAUAUUAUGUGCAACAAAAAAUGAUGUAUUGGUUAAAAAAAAAACAAAUGUGUGACAUUUGAUAAAUAAUGGGCCACGAAAUAGAGCUCUUUUUUCUUCCCUCCCCUGAUGUUGCAUCACAAAAAUACAGUUAAAC
Molecule: messenger RNA, 5250 nt
Organism: Oryzias latipes (Japanese medaka)
Lineage: Eukaryota; Metazoa; Chordata; Actinopteri; Beloniformes; Adrianichthyidae
Gene: map3k12
Product: mitogen-activated protein kinase kinase kinase 12
Biological process (GO): JNK cascade; protein autophosphorylation
Cellular component (GO): cytoplasm
Molecular function (GO): MAP kinase kinase kinase activity; ATP binding
Source: RefSeq, a predicted model, not a curated record